AUGGGCGACAUGGUUGUUGCUGGCCUUCCAACGCCCAACACUCUUCCAAGAGUUCCCAGUCGCAGGUCAACUGCCGUUAGGCCUUCUGUUACGAAGCGACCGCAUGAUUCGCAAAUCCCACGAUGUCGCAGUUCCGGCAGGAAGGCGGGUUUUUUAUUUGGCACGUCAGGUGUCGCAGAAAACUGUCAACCGCAAGUAACAACAAGUUCAGUUUCUACGUCAGUGCCAUCAACUUCUUUUCGUUGCAGCUCAGUGAGCAAGGCAAAACGUGUGAGGUUUUAUAGGAAUGGGGAUCAAUAUUUUAAGGGAAUAUGGUAUGCGAUAUCUGCAGAGCGAGUUCGAUCAUUCCAAGCUCUCCUGUGUGACCUGACAAGGUCACUAAGUGAUUCUGUAAAUUUGCCGCACGGAGUUCGGUAUAUUUUUUCACUCGAUGGUUCUCAUAAAGUGAAGCAACUUGAGGAAUUCAGUGAUGGUGAAGGAUAUGUUUGUUCGAGUUCUGAUACCUACAAACGUGUGGAUUAUGAAAAUGCUCGGGAACCAACCUGGUGCACUGCCUUGACCGAAAGAGUUGUUGCCCCUUUUCGGGAGCCUAAUGAUUUUGUUCAUCCACGUAUAAUUACUGUGAUACGCAAUGGGGUAAAGCCACGUCGAGUUUUUCGGCAUCUUCUAAACAAAAAAACAGCUCGGUCGUUUUUGCAGGUUUUCCUUUUUGACAUUACUGCUUUGGUGAAAUUAGACAGUGGAGCUGUUAGAAAAAUUUUUGCAAUAAGUGGAAAAGAGGUGACAUGUUUGGCAGAUUUUUUUUUGGAAGAUGAUAUUUUUAUUGCCUAUGGGAAGGAACGGAUGAGUGUGGAUGAUUUUUACAUUGUCACUGAAGAAAGCAAGCGUCUUUACAAUUCACGAGCGCACAAUCGAACUUUUAAACUGAAAAAAAGAACCAUGCCUCAAAGGAACGAGUCAAUGAGAGACGAUCGGAAAGGCAGCUUUGUGCAAGACUCGGAAAUGAGUAGGAAAUUGCCUUUAUUCUUGGAUGAUAUGAUACACAUUGUGAAAUUGAUUGGUGAUGGAAACACAGCCUUAGUUUAUGAAAUAAUAAAAUCUAGAGAAAGGAAGGCGUUAAAAAUUAUAAGUCGAGAAAAUGCCAAGGGGAAAGAAGAGCUUGUACGUUCUGAAAUUGCAAUAAUGCAGAGGAUAUCCCAUGAUAACAUUGUUAGAAUGGAUGGCUGUUGGCAAUACGAAGGGUCAUACUAUUUGUCCUUGGAGUUGGAAGGUGAUCUUUUUGAACAUCUAUGCAGAGUUAAAUGCGUUAACGAGAGGUGUGCAUCUAGCUUGAUGGGUUGUUUGGCCUCUGCCCUUGACUAUCUGCAUUCACUAAAUAUUGUGCAUCGUGACGUUAAACCAGAAAAUCUUUUGGUUUAUAAUUGUCCUUAUACGGGUAACUUGCAACUUAAAUUAGCAGAUUUUGGAUUAGCUGUGGAGAUGACAGGUCAGCCGUUAAUGGUCAUUUGUGGAACUCCUACUUAUGUGGCUCCAGAGGUUCUAUCUGAGUUUGGUUACGAUCAUAAAGUGGAUCUUUGGGCGGCUGGUGUUAUUCUUUACGUCCUUCUCUGUGGUUUUCCUCCUUUUCAGAGUGUAGAUGGUAAUCAAGAACAACUUUUUGAGCAAAUUAUCCGUGGGCAGUUCAGCUUUCCUGCCCCUAUUUGGAAUAAUAUUUCUUAUUCUGCAAAGGGACUGAUUCAAGGUCUUCUGCAGCUUGAUGUUGAAGAAAGAUUUUCUGCAUCUCAAGUUCUUUCGUUUCCGUGGGUUCAGGGGAUUGGAGAGGUUGAGCCAGAAUAUGAAAAACUUAUGGAAGCUGCAGUGAAAGCUCAAGCAGAUUCUCUUGAAGAGAGCAACUUAGAGUUUUUCUUUUCAAGGUAA
Enterobius vermicularis (human pinworm) is the source of this 1917-nucleotide messenger RNA. NCBI's taxonomy places the organism in Eukaryota, Metazoa, Nematoda, Chromadorea, Rhabditida, Oxyuridae. The record is from the annotation of a GenBank genome assembly.